AUACUUUCUUUCCCUUUUUUAUUCUAUGAAGUUUGUUUCUGGGCAUUGUGUAUUCAGUUGCAUUUGUUUGGAGCAGAACUUCUAGAGAACUUCCCAACCAUGCUGUUUCUUACUCUGUCAUGUUCAUCUGUCAUGUCAAUUGUUGCUGUUGCUGUGAGGCUCGUGGUGUGCUUUUAGCAUCACCACCACCUACAGAGCAAGGAAGUCACUGUUAGGACUCAACCAAUGCAACAAGCAUCAGCUGCAUGUUUCAUUAAGUCCAAACUGUUUCAUUCUUUUUGGAAUUUAGAGCUUGGCCUGAUUGGUGUCUUUGAUCCUGAGAGAGUGUUCCUGGUGUGCUCUGCUAUGCUGUUGUCUCCCACCUGAAGCCCUCAUUGCCGUAGCUUAGAGGACUUGAAUCUAUUUGCUCCCCAAUCUUUACAAGAACCCCAAGAAUCUGUUGUUGCAAAGCAUGUAUGCAGAGAGGCGAGGAGAAUUAAGUUAUAUGGGGAAAGCCAAAAAAAAGAUCAUAAACUUUAACGAUGUGAAGGGAGGAACAUUGGGAGGGGUAGAAACAGUAGAGGAUCACUUCAUUUUGGAGGAGUUCUGUUAUUUCUUUUCACUGCCCUUCUCUCUUCUGUCUUGUUGCCAUCCUGUUCAUGAUUUUCGAAGUGUUUGGGGAGCUAUUACUAUUUUGUUACCCUUCUACUCCAAGAGAGAUGGAUAAAAUAGAACUUUGAAUUGAGAGUUACUGCUGCAGUCUGUUGCUAGUGCCUUUGUAGGAACUGCAUUGAAACUAGGGAAGAAAGGGAACACUUUGUUCUUACUAAGGCGAUGUAUUUCAGAAGCAACAGAACUGGCAGAAAGGAUUGUUUUUGAAAUGCUGAAAGUAAACAAAGUAAAGCUGGGAGCAGUUCUUGAAAGCAAACUUCUAUAACUAAGCAAUGUCCAAGAUGUUUGUGCGAAGAUGUGAAUAAACUUCAGAUAGUUACACAGCUUUGUUUUCCAACUUGCACUGAUAUUUAGUAUACAGAAAGCUUCUCCUGAGGUAGAAUGGGUUAAAAGAGACAGCUAACAGUAAAAUUGUAUCUUUACUUUUUUGCCUGGAUCAGUGGUUGAAUACAAGCAUUAGUUGUGCUUUUCCUAACACCUUUUCAGAACCCUAUGGAAAUAGUAUUCAUGCAGGUGUGAUUUGAUAUAGGUUAAAAACUUGCAGUUCAAUUGCAGUAUUUCUCUUCAACGUUUGUCUUUCAGAGAAGGAAUCUUUAUUAGUUUGUAGAUUUUGUGAUGCACUUGUCAUGAACUUGCCUGCUGUUGUUGCGUCACUCAUUCUGGAGGCUAACAUCAAGGUGUUGCUCAAGUUGAUGCACAGCAGUGGUGCUUUUUUUUUUCUUCAGCAGCAAAACUGCUGCCUCAGUUUACUCUGAGGAAGCUGCUAAUGUGGCUCUUAGGCUAAAGCACUCCUCCCCUCUUCAUUUUGCAAGGAAGUUUAAGUACGCAUGUCCUGUGGAUGUCGGAAUUGAAUAAUGGUUCUGACCAGCCAGUCUUGAUGUGUGCAAUCUUUCUCCUCCGAUAAAAGGAACCUUUGAAAAUUCAGACUUGCAACACUGGGUUGCACUUGUAGAAACAGGAAGCAGGCACUUAAAGCUUUGUCCCAGAUCUUCAUUGCUCCUUGUGACUCUGAUCUCUUCCUUUUUCAGCUGCUUUCUUAAUUUCUGUCUUGGAAGCCAAAAGUAGCUUCAUGCUUUUCUCCUAAGAGUUGAGUCAUUUAUCAGCUUCUCCUUUGCCAAGUAUCUGUAAUGGAAUCCACUACAUUUUCUUCUGCCUGAGGCUGUUUAUUGUAUUGUCCACUUGCUUUUUGCCUUUGUCUCACUCCUCAUGAUUCCUUAUUCUGUGUUGAACAGUGUCUACAGUUAAUUGUGGCUGUUACAAACAUCUUGAGGACUGUGACUUUCAAGUGCCCCAGGUCCUGUCAUGGUAUCAUUCCUGAAAUUUGGAGAGCGACCUCAACCGAAACGGCUCACCAGGGAAGCAAUGCGAAAUUACCUUAAGGAGCGAGGUGAUCAAACAGUACUAAUACUCCAUGCAAAAGUUGCGCAGAAAUCAUAUGGAAAUGAAAAAAGGUUCUUUUGUCCCCCUCCUUGUGUAUAUCUUAUGGGCAGUGGAUGGAAGAAAAAAAAAGAGCAAAUGGAACGGGAUGGUUGCACUGAGCAAGAAUCACAACCUUGCGCCUUCAUUGGAAUAGGAAACAGUGACCAAGAAAUGCAGCAGCUGAACUUGGAGGGAAAGAAUUAUUGCACUGCCAAAACGUUAUACAUAUCAGAUUCAGACAAGAGAAAGCACUUCAUGCUAUCAGUAAAGAUGUUCUAUGGCAAUAGUGAUGACAUCGGUGUGUUCCUCAGUAAACGAAUCAAAGUCAUCUCCAAGCCUUCUAAAAAGAAGCAGUCACUGAAAAAUGCAGACUUAUGUAUUGCAUCAGGGACAAAAGUGGCACUAUUUAAUAGACUUCGAUCCCAAACAGUUAGCACCAGAUAUUUGCACGUAGAAGGCGGUAAUUUCCAUGCCAGUUCACAACAGUGGGGAGCAUUUUACAUUCACCUCUUGGAUGAUGAUGAAUCGGAAGGAGAAGAAUUCACAGUGAGAGAUGGCUACAUCCAUUAUGGGCAGACUGUCAAACUUGUAUGCUCUGUUACUGGCAUGGCACUCCCAAGACUGAUAAUUCGAAAAGUAGAUAAGCAAACGGCAUUAUUGGAUGCAGAUGAUCCAGUAUCGCAGCUCCAUAAAUGUGCAUUUUACCUUAAAGACACUGAGAGAAUGUAUUUGUGCCUUUCCCAGGAGAGAAUAAUCCAAUUUCAAGCCACUCCAUGCCCAAAAGAACCAAAUAAAGAAAUGAUUAAUGAUGGAGCUUCUUGGACAAUCAUUAGCACAGAUAAAGCAGAGUACACAUUUUAUGAGGGGAUGGGACCGGUCCAUGCUCCAGUGACACCUGUGCCUGUUGUAGAAAGUCUUCAAUUGAAUGGUGGCGGGGAUGUAGCAAUGUUGGAACUUACAGGACAGAAUUUCACUCCAAAUUUACGUGUCUGGUUUGGGGAUGUGGAAGCCGAAACCAUGUACAGAUGUGCGGAGAGCAUGCUGUGUGUUGUUCCAGAUAUUUCUGCAUUUCGAGAGGGUUGGAGGUGGGUCCGUCAGCCAGUCCAAGUUCCAGUAACUUUGGUCCGUAACGAUGGCAUAAUUUACUCCACCAGCCUUACCUUUACAUACACGCCGGAACCAGGGCCACGACCACACUGCAGUGCUGCUGGAGCAAUCCUCAGAGCCAACUCAAGCCUCAUGGCUUCCAGUGAAACAAAUGCAAACAGCGAGGGAAGUUACACAAAUGUCAGCACAAAUCCAACCAACGUCACAUCAUCUACAGCAACUGUAGUUUCCUAACUACCGUUGUUUGUUUGGACUUUAACUGACUUUUAAGUGCUACAUUCAAGAGAACUGAACAAUUUUUGUGGUUUCAUGGGAAAAUACCUUUCCAUUUUAGGUGAUAUUAUUUUGAACCUGGUUACCUGCAAGUGCUAAUCUUAAAUAUAGAAGCCACAAUAAAAAAAAAAAAAAACAUCCAAACCAUAAGAACUUUAUUGAAAAUCUAUUUUUCAGCUGUUUUUUUAAUGGGCAAGAAAUAAAAAUGUGGCUGGGAUACAUGUUCAGCAAACUAGAAAACAUGAACGCAACAUAGUUUUUAUGGACCAAGGAACUUGUAUAAGCUUUAGUAUAAAAGGUACAUUUUCACCAUACCUUUUUUGUAUCACAACAUAUAGUACACUUUUGUUACCAAAUAGUUUAUAUUUUUUUUUCUCUGAGCUUUUGCUCUGAAGUAUAUUCAGGUUCCAAGCCUGACCAUGCUUGUAUAAUCUAAUUACCAUACUCUUCCAGUUUUAAAAAAAAAAAGUAUAUAUAUUUUUGGUCUGUGGCUGGAACUGUUCCUUUUUUUAAACUGAAGUCUUGUGACUUUUUAUGAACUGAAAUUGUUUUUAUUUCAGCAAGUAGAACCUUGUAAAGGCCAGCAUAUUUUUUUUAAGAUUAUAUGAAGUCUGUGCAAAAGCUUUAAAAAAUGCCUCUGCCUUGCCUGCAAUACAUGCAAUGUAUGUUAACUUUAGUGCUCUGUUUUCAGUCAUUGUUAAUAGUUAUUUCUGUUUUCCUUUUUUUUAAAAUAUAUAUUUAUAGUGAUAAUUCAUGAGGUUCUAACAUUACAUGAGUUUCGUUUUUUUUAAAGGUGACAUCUCAAGCAGUCAUAUUAAUGAUUGUUCAUGUCACAGGCAAACGUUGGUGUUUUUGAAGGGUUGUUACUGGGUUACUCUCCCUCUUCCUUUCGCAGUCAUAUAGCAUCUGAAAAUGUUUCAGAAUCUGUUCAGGUUUUUCUAUUCUUGUACAUAAUUUGUAUUAAGUGUAAGUUAAAUGUUUUAUUUCAAAAGUGGAAUGUUCCCAAUAACUUCAUUUGGCAGCAUGUCUUCUGUCUUGUUGGCAUGUAACUAAAAUAUCAUGAGAAGUAUAUGCUACAAAUGGGAUUGGUAGGUGAUGCCCUUCAUUGCUAAGAAUCACAAAAAGCAUGUUUGUCUUCAUACUGUUUGGUAAACUAGGCCAGACUUGAGUGUAACACUUGUCUUGAGAACGUGCUUUCAUUGUGAAGUGAUCGUACCAUAAUAACUGAAGUAAAUUUUAUUACUUAGGAAUGGGCAAGUAGAAAAUCAUAAAAGCACUAUGAAGAUGUCAGCUCCUCCCAUCCUUAUUUCCUAUGGGUUUCUCUUUCCCUGCCAACAGCUUGUGCAACAUUCAAGUCUUCUCUCCAUCAUAAAUUUAAGGCUCAUUUGCACUUUGACUUUGUUGGUUGUUGUGUUUGUUUUUCAUUUUGACUUUGCUGUGUUUUAGCUCUCCUUGCGGACCUGCCUGCUUCAUCUGUAAUUGAAAAUAUAUCCCACUAGUUCAUUCAUAGUCACAGAACUAGACAUAGACUCUUAGGACAAGUUCUGAUAGUGUGAUCUUGAAAAGCCAAAAUAUGAAUUUUAUGGUGUGUUCAGCCUUUUUUAUUCCUUGAAGCAUGAGCCACAACUGCUGUGUAAAUGUGAACCUGUGGCUUCCUACACUGCGUUGCUUUCAGGCUUACCUGUUGACCAUUUUCAUAGGGUUUUUAUUUCUGACCACUUACUCCAGUUCCAACACCCGCACCGUAUUUGUGUACUCUGACGCUCCAUUUUACUUGUUUGUUUUAGUACUCCAUUGUACAUGUGAGAACAAUGCGGUUAAAAGAGGAAAUUGGUUAUAAAACAUAUUUAGCUAAUAGUUAAAACAGUGCCACUGUCCUUCUGAAAUGUGCUUGUAUCCUACCACAGGCCUUCAUAUUUGCUCUGCUGUAUUAUGAAACAGACUCCCAUGACAUAGUCACAAUGCUGGUCCUUAGCACUAGUGGAUACUGCCUCACCUCAUCUCUGUUUCAGUGACCAAGGGCAGAAUUCAUUGUGGCCUUAUCUCUGUUUUAAACUGUUUACUGGCAUUUACUUGCAGACCUGUUUACUUGUGUAUAUGCUAUAAAACUUCAUGUUAAUCUUGUCGUGGCAGGAAUCAUUUCACAGUGUUUUUGUUCGAAGCACAUAAGUAUCUUACAGUACUGUUUAAUUCAGAAGCCACAGAUUUUCAUCACUAAUUAGACUGAGAAUUAAAGUAAGUGAGACAUAUAUUGAAUUUAGAAGGAUGUUCAAGAACAAACCAUGAUAUACACACAAUAGACAAACCGUGACAAGACUUGCAUCCUUCAAAGGAUACUUUAAAUAGCAUUUCAGAACUUGACACCUGCUUUUAUACUCAUUAUUUUAAAAUUUUUACAUGUAAAUGCAAUACUUUUUAUAUUCAGUUUAUUUGCAAUAAUUUUGCCCAGUAGAUAUAUUAUAUUCCUUGACUUGUAAAGAACCUAACGACCUAGCCUUAUUUCUGCUGUUCUACACACUACAGCCGUCUGGGUGAAAAACAGAUUACUAAGUUGUUCUUACAAGACCAUUUAAAACCCCGUUUACCCUUUGGGCUCCUGGCGCCAUUUUUGCCAGUAAUUACUCUGUAGUACAGGAAUGGUCUUCCAAGUCCUUACUGUUGUUCAGAUGUCCAGUUGUUCAGAUGUAUUAUCUUCCUGAACUUUUUCCUGUGGGGUGUUACUGUUACGUUUAUUGGCCUUGUGAGCUGUUAACCAAUUUUCAUGAUAUUAACAAUAUCUCAACAUUUUGAUGAAAACUACUUUUAGAAUGUUUCAGUAUGAAACAAUUAUAAUUGUUCAAGUCUAGCUGUUAAGUCUGCUGUUAAUUCUGUAUACAUAGAAACUGAGUCUGUGUUCAGAAUGUUGUUAUAGUUCCAACUGUAGGAUGAAAAAGCAAAUAAUGUGCUCAGAUUUAGCUCUGCCUUUUCUUGUUUUCUUUAGAUUGGAACUGCAUUUCAGAAUUCAACACUAGCGUAGUCUUUAAUAACCUGCUGCUGCUGUUUUUCUAAUUAUUUGCCCUGAGGGCAUCCCACAAUUGUGUUAGUAAUUAUAUUCUGUACUUCUUUUCGUUGCACAGUCUUGUAAGAUCGGAAUGGUUACCUGAAAAGACACGAACUCAAGUUGUAAAUCUCUGAAUUCCCGUAUAAAAAAUAUUAAUGCCAAGUGAAACAAAAUAUCUGUUGGAAGUAAACUACCCACUUGUAGAUUAAAUGACUCCAUAGAGGUGUCCGUCUUGAAACUAGAUGCUCUUCAAUUAUUAACCAUAUUAUUUACUUUAUUUCAAAAGCAGCUGUGUUUAUGAGUACUGAACAAAUGUGUAACUUGCCUGUGCCAGACUUUUGACUUUGUUUUCAAGCACUGUACUGUGGGAUUGAGUGGCAGCUUUGUUAGAAGAAGUAUAUUAGGGUUUCUACUUAACCCUUUUAAGACUGAACAAUGUCUUUCCUUUAGAGGUUAUAAAAGAGGAGUUCUAACUUUGUAAAUGUUCUAUGUUCAACAUUGCAUUUGCCCCAUAUGGAGGUGCUAUGCUAAUACCAUUAAAAAAAUAAUAAUUCUGUAGCGUGUAUAUACAUUCAGUCUUAAAAGGGUUAUUUUUACAAACUGUGCACCUGUAAAGUUUCUUAGCAAUAAGGUAGAAAAAAUGAGCAAGUUUUUACCAUAAUUUUGUAGAGUUAACUGCUCAGUUCCAUAUUUCAUCAAGAAAAAACCCUGCAAUAUGGGCAGUUUUGAGGAUUAAAUAAAAGUGAAAUGUAAACCACGUAAGUGUUUUGUCAAGUGUACUGUGUGUGUAUAUGUGCAUAUAAUAUCAGGCUGCAUUUCUUCUACAAGGCUAAAGAUAAAAUGCCAUGUUACUAUUGAUGUGACAAACUUAAUUGAACAUCUGUACGAUGAUUCCGUAAAAGUAGUUAUGACUUGAUCACCUGGUGAACCUUGCCAUGUUUUUAUGGGCCUUUCUCAAUUUUAACUAAGGAGUACACUUGUUUCGGGGUUUCUUGUUGCAAAUGAACAGUGAGGUCAUCUGUGGAACCAGAGCAACGCAAAGGAAGACCAAGCCCAGGAGUGGAAAAGUCAUCAGUAGUUGUGAGGCUAUGCACACUGGACUCCACUUAAACGGGAUAUGGAAUGUCCACCCAAAAAGCUGGCUUCCAGAUCUAAAUCUGUUUUGUUAUGGCUUGUACAAUUGCUGGAGUUAGAUAAGAAACUGUUUUUUUUCCAAUAAUGUAACAAAACAACAAAAAAAGUUCACUUUUUAUAUUAUUUAUUAAAUAAGAAAAAAAGAA
This is a messenger RNA of Numida meleagris (helmeted guineafowl), 7770 nucleotides long. RefSeq names its product recombination signal binding protein for immunoglobulin kappa J region (gene RBPJ). The transcript is spliced from 11 exons. Bases 1954 to 3411 code for a protein of 485 amino acids. Gene Ontology annotation, biological process: Notch signaling pathway; regulation of transcription by RNA polymerase II. The record is from RefSeq and is a predicted model, not a curated record. Gene Ontology annotation, cellular component: MAML1-RBP-Jkappa- ICN1 complex; nucleus. Gene Ontology annotation, molecular function: DNA-binding transcription activator activity, RNA polymerase II-specific; RNA polymerase II cis-regulatory region sequence-specific DNA binding. NCBI's taxonomy places the organism in Eukaryota, Metazoa, Chordata, Aves, Galliformes, Numididae.